AUGAAUGAAGAAUAUCUCCCAGAAAAUUUGGCGCGCUCCUCAACGCCCUCUUUCACAGCUUUAGAACCUCACCCUGAGCAAAUCGGAGGAGGGCGUCAAAAAUCACCCCCCCCCAUCCAGACUCCCACCAAACUUCGCACUCGCAUAAGACCCACCUCACGCGACGGUGGUCUUGUUCGAAAAAGCGCCCGCAAUAGAGCGAAACUGGUUCCAGACAAUGGCUCUGAUGGCCAUGCAUCAGAUGGUGUGCCGAGUUCUCACUUAGAGCACUUCUCUGGUGUUUUCUUCCCAAGACGCAGUGUGUCACGCGAGCGGUCGCCUAUGGUUCCUCGCGAGCCUCACUUCAUGCAGGAAGUGUUCACAGCACCCUGUGAUGCGAUACUUCCUCAGCCAACCCUGAGCAGUAUGUCGGGACAGACCCAACAAGAUCUGCCCAUCCGCAGCGGUGAACAAGAUGCCUACGACUUCUCGUCGCUCGAUGUCCCUGCCCCAUCCUGGGACUCUAUAGCUGGAGGAUCGUUCGACGUCAUGCAGCCAAACAACCUUUUCAUACCGCACGAGAGUCAUCUACCAGAACAUAAUACGCCUCCGCAUGUUCCAUUCCCAACUGGACUCAAUAUUCCUGCCACCCGUGUCAUCCCUCCCACUCCCGUCAACCCUGUCAUGAUGGGAAACCUCACGAUGGACACCGGUGUCAUCCCUCCCCCUCCUGCCAACCCUGUCAUGACGGGAAACCUCGCGAUGGACACCCAGGGAGGGCCUUCAGGUGCCACUGUCGUUGGUCGGAGGUCAGAAGAUGCCAACGCUGCAAUGGAAAAACAGUUCGACCUCAUUGAUUGCGCCAUCAAUGAGCUUUCUCGUGGCCGCGUCAAUAAUGGAACAAAUCACUGGAACAUCUACGGGCAAUACUUCAAAGCCCACCGCCUGCGCGAGCUACAGCGAGCUGGCAAGGAUGCGAAUAUUAUCAUCACAUCGACCAUCCAAGGCGAAUGUUAUAGGUCCUUCCAGGACGCAUAUCCUGAGGAUUGGCAAGACAUUCUCGACACAUUUGACGAGACACGGAUCGCUUCAGGCCCGCCUCUGACUGUUGCACAGCGGUCACAAGAAUUCACGAGGUUGACAAAGAAAGUGACAUCCAUGCUGGAUCUGGCCACCGCAAAGCAUGGCUUCGAAGCAGCGCUGCUUAUGUGCGGGAAGGUUGUGAAUCAAGAUGCGUCAAUUGGCUACAUACACACGACCCCUGGUGCAGAAGAGUUUUGGGCUUCCCGCUGUCGUGCCGAUGAGAACACGAUGGUGGGACAUUUUAAGGCCCAUGUAUACCACCUGGCUUCUCUUGCCGUUGUUGAGGACGUUUACGGUGAUGGCGGACUUCAACCUUCCAAAAAGGAUAUAUCAUUGCCUGGGCGGCGCACGCGCACCCCAGGGGUAAAAGAAGAUGAUGACGAGGUACAGGAGGUUCCCAACAAUGUCGAUUGGAAGACACUGGCCGACCACAUACAAUGCAUCAAAGUCGGCAUAACCUCAAUGUUCAGUAACCUCGGCGGGAAGUUAACAGCACGGUCAGGAACUUUCCCAUGGAAACUAUUACCUGCCGAGCUGGGCGCGUCACCGACCAAAAAUCCCCCAUUAUAUUCGGCGAGGCCCCUCCUGAAGAAUCCUUACAUUCGCAUGGUCGUCGCAUGCUUGUUGAUGGCACCAUCGACCGUCAGGGAAUCGCUUGUCAUGGACCAGGUGCAGCAAGCACAAAGGUCAAGCAGCCGAAGCCCUCAAACACGCAAGGAAGGCCAUCGUGCAUCCCCCAUUCUCGUAGACGACACGCCUCCACAAUCCCAAUCAAUCCCUAACAAGAAGCUUGUCCCAAUUGUCGAGAUCCGGAAUCGUCCUCCUCCACGUCCAUUGAAGGCUUCAAAGGGAAAGAAACCCGCACGCGAGGUCAUUCCCGUCGACUUGUCCAGCGAUGUACAGGUCAGCUCGGAGUCAGAUGCCGAGGAUGAGUUCAAGGAGGACAAAGACGCCCUUGAGAGUGAAGACUCACAGUAUGAAGAUGAAGUCGCCACCUCUCGUAAACGCAAGGUGAAGGGAACCAGAGGCCAUCGCUCGCAGAAGCGACGUGCUCCAUCAAGCGACGUUCAAGCUGUUGAACCGCCUCGCGAGGGCAGAAAAGCUGUCAAGGGCAAGGGCAAAGCGGUUGACCAGGAUACUGGCAAGGAGCAGAAGAUCGCAAAGAGAGUGCGCUAUGUCUCUGCCGCAACUGAAUCAGACACUGAACAGGAUGGACAUAAAGCUUCACGUCUUCGUGAUGGCCCACAGGACUCAUUGCAACCACGCACUCAACGCGGCAAGUACUACAUUGGUUUCACUACCAGGAACAGCGCUUAUGAUUUUGUAGAACUUCCACAACCCAAACAAGUCGUUCCAGGAUCAUCUGAAAGUGCACGCCAAGUUGCGCUAUACUCAGAAGGCAAGCGUCAACCGCACGCACCAGGAGGUUCCAACACCACCCAGGAUGCACGACAAGGAAGUCUCGACACCUCCCAGGAGGUGCUGCAAGAUGCCUCGCAAGGACCUCCAGAUGCCCCGCGAGGAAGCCGUGAUACAGCCCAGGUCGCACAGCAACGAGGACCCAGAGGCCCCAGAACCUCUAGAUGGGAUUUACCUGCCAGCGACCAUUUGGAGGUGCCUUCACCCACACCUUCAUCCCCAUCCCCUCAGAGUCGAGAGCAACCGCGCUCACUUCUUCCAGCACCCCAUGAUCAGCACAACACAACUGCCCAACCUAAUGGGCAGCAAAACAUUAGCGAUAGAAGUCUUCCUCUGCCACCAUCUCGUGGUUCUACGGAGUACCAGCCCAUGACUCAACGGCAUCUGCCUAGCGGUGUGAAUUAUGCCCCUGGUGUCAAUGCAGCUCGUCAGCCUCAACAUUCCAUGGAUCCUCGCAACACCAUGUACACAUAUCCUCCGCCCCCUCCUCCUCACCCCUACUAUCCUACGCGCUCAGAUUCCUAUGAGCAAGGGACUGGAGCAUACCAUGGAGGAAGGGACGUGCACGAUGGUCAUGUACCUGCUCCUCGCCAGGAAUACCCAGGAUACCGUGAUGGCCGGGUGAUCUAUGAUCAUUAUCAAGGUCCAGCCCCGCGUCAUGACAGACAUGAUCUUCGUCAAAACUGGCCCCGUUAUGCCGCAUAUCCUGAGGAUGGACGGACGAUUCGCGCUAAUUCAACGAGCCCACUACCUGGUCUUAUGCAGUACUCGUCGUCUCCCCCUCAGUCUGAAGGCAAUUAG
Suillus subalutaceus is the source of this 3282-nucleotide messenger RNA. RefSeq lists its product as uncharacterized. The transcript is spliced from 10 exons. Bases 1 to 3282 code for a protein of 1093 amino acids. NCBI's taxonomy places the organism in Eukaryota, Fungi, Basidiomycota, Agaricomycetes, Boletales, Suillaceae. The record is from RefSeq and is a predicted model, not a curated record.